AGCACCACAAAGCUAGGCAAGGUUUGAAUCUUGGAGUAAUGUCCACAAGAGACACAGAGAGACGUUCAGAGAAAGUGUACGGUACAUACAGGACUGUUUGUGGAGCAAUCUUCCUAAUCCGCAAUUGAAGACAACCAGAAGAGUUUCUGAAGACUUUGAAGGGUUUUGCAUUUUACAUUUCUAUGUGGGUGUUGGAUACAAUCGGUGUGUCUGUGGAAAGAACCAGUCUGACUCUUCCCAUCCCAGAAUACAGUUUUAAAAUCAGGGACAUCAUGUUUAGCAUUGAUAGACCAUUGUCUGAGAAACACAAGAAAAUGUCUUUGUGCCCCAACAUUAUCACCCCGGACAGAAUCCCAGAAUUCUGCAUACCGCCCAAGUUAUCAUCUCAUCUGGAGCCCAAAACUCCUGAGAGGAACAAACACUCCCCCAGCAUCCAAAUCGCCACACCAGAAAACUCUGCUAACAAAAAGGAAUCCACUUUCCAUGAAAUGGUCAACAUGCAUGUGAUCCAAGUGGAAAAUGUGGAUGAGAUGCCCUAUGAUGGUGGAUACAGUGAUGAAGAAAGCACCAAUGCUGAUCCCCAAUCUCAAGCAGCUCUUUCCUUGCCCCACUUGCCAAAAGCUCAAACCAGCUACGGGUUUUGCACCUUGCUUGAAAGCCCCCAUACAAGAAGGAAAGAGUCCCUUUUCCACAAUGACCCAAACACUUGUGGCAUCCCCAUCAUGAUCCCCAGAAGCAGGUCCAACACUUACUCCCGAGUUUCCUCCUCCUCCUCAUUCAGUUUAAACUCACUGACCUCCAGACUGUCUCCCAAAAACUUCAGCCUGCACAGGCAAGGCACCCUGGACAGUGACACUGCAUCUUCAACAGAAUCUUCUCCCUUCAGCUCCCCGCUUCUUGCCAGAUCUCCUCCCAAGUCCUCUUUGUUCAAAGCAAUAAGUCACGAAAAACUCUUCUCCAGGACUGUAAAAAGAACAAUGGUGUCAAGGAACAACUCUUUGUCGACUGACGAAGGGAGCUCCACAGACAGCAGUCCCAACAUCAUGAGAAGAACAUCUGAAUGCUUGCUGGAGCCUAUGCCCUCUGCUUAUGGCUUAAUGCCUCCAACCGUUUUCCCCUUGGAUCUGGUGCACUACAGGGACAGAGUCAUAAAAGAAAACAUAAUUUCUGUGGGCCGAGAAGGUACCUUAAGACUUUCUGCUGAGUACUGCCAGGACAAUCAGAGACUCCGGGUGCGCCUGGUCAGUGCUGAAGGACUCUACGACUCUUCUGUGGACCCCAAAAGUAUCAACUGCUGCGUCAGCAUGUCCUUGGUGCCGGGGAAAAUCCAAAAGCAGCGCAGCACCGUCAUUAGGAAAAGCAGGAAUCCCAUUUUUAACGAAGACUUUUUCUUUGAUGGGAUUUCUGAGCAUGAGCUGUGUUUCAGAUCACUGAGAAUGAAAGUGGUUAACAAAGUGUCAAGUAUGAAAAGAGACUAUGCCUUAGGUGAAUGUGAGCUCCCUCUUACAAGCAUCUUACCCAAGUAAUGUUUUUCUAUGUGUGUGUGUGUGUGUGUGCAUGUGUGUGUGUGUAAUUAUGAUAUAUUUAUUUUGUGAGUACAAG
Molecule: messenger RNA, 1602 nt
Organism: Polyodon spathula (Mississippi paddlefish)
Lineage: Eukaryota; Metazoa; Chordata; Actinopteri; Acipenseriformes; Polyodontidae
Gene: c2cd4a
Product: C2 calcium dependent domain containing 4A
Exons: 2
Coding region: 183-1526 (447 amino acids)
Source: RefSeq, a predicted model, not a curated record